GGAUCAGGGUCAGAUGAAUUUCAGUCUGAAUGACGAAGGCAGUGUUUGCAAAUGAAGAGGACAGUAUGUGUGCAUGUGUGUGAGAGAGGACGAAUCAGGGAGUGCUAGAGAGAGAGCUUGGGGUGGGGGGGAUUGUGUGUGUGUACUGGGAGACAGAGAGGAAAUCCAGGCAGGAGGAGGAAGUGGACAUAAAGGGUGGAAGAAAAAGGGGGCAGGAGGAAAAAGACAAAACAAGGGGACCCUGAUAAAGAGGGAAGAUGGCUGAGCCUGAGCUGAAAUUACGGAGCAGCCGGGAGAGCGUUGCCAAGGCGUUGAGCCAGGAGAAGAUGGGGGCAGCUGACCAAGAUGAUCUGAUUGUAGAGCGCCCAGCGUCUCCAUCUACCCCCAUGGUACCUGCUCCCAGUGACACAGGCCCUGCGCUUGGCUCGCCUGCUAAAGAGAAGAUUGAGCUCAAACGCAGCAUCACUCUCUUCAAUGGUGUGGGAAUGAUCAUAGGCACCAUCAUCGGCUCUGGCAUUUUUGUCACCCCAACAGGUGUGAUCAAAGAGACCGGCUCAGCUGGGCUCUCCCUGAUCGUCUGGUCUGCCUGUGGCGUGAUCUCUACCAUGGGCGCCCUGUGCUACGCUGAGCUGGGCACAACCAUUACCAAGUCGGGGGGAGACUACACUUACAUCCUGGAGGUGUACGGUGAACUGGCGGCUUUUCUGAAGCUUUGGGUGGAGAUGCUCAUUAUCAGGCCUUCAUCACAGUAUGUGGUUUCGCUGGUGUUUGCUACCUAUCUUCUGAAACCUCUCUACCCAAACUGCAGCGUGCCUGACAGUGCAGCCAAGCUCAUUGCCUGCUUGUGUCUUACCUCGCUGACGUUUGUAAACUGCAUAAGCGUGAGAGCAGCCACCAAGGUGCAGGACCUGUUCACAGCCUCCAAAUUGCUGGCACUGAUCAUCAUCAUCCUCUUUGGCUUCAUCCAAAUUUCCACAGGUGAUGUGCCUUACCUGAAACCAGACAAGGCAUUUGAAGGGAGCAAACUGGGAGUGGACAACAUCGUCUUAGCUCUUUACAGUGGUCUCUUUGCUUUUGGAGGCUGGAAUUACCUGAAUUAUGUGACCGAGGAAAUGAUCAAUCCAGAGAGAAACUUGCCCUUGUCCAUCAUCAUAUCCAUGCCGAUAGUGACGGUGGUGUACGUUCUGACCAACCUGGCCUACUUCACCACCAUCUCUCCUGAAGUCAUGGUCGAGUCUGAGGCUGUUGCCGUGAGUUUUGGGGAGUACCAUCUUGGUGUGAUGUCCUGGUUGAUUCCUGUAUUUGUGGGACUGUCCUGCUUUGGGGCCGUCAACGGAUCCCUGUUCACCUCAGCACGGUUGUUCUAUGCUGGAGCUCGAGAGGGCCAACUCCCUGCUGCUCUGGGUUUGGUCCACACAGACCUGUUCACACCAGUGCCGUCUCUCAUCUUCACAUGUUUGCUGUCCAUGAUGUACGCUAUCUCCCAGGACAUCUUCUCUGUCAUCAAUCUCUUCAGCUUCUUCACCUGGCUGUGUGUUGGUAUGGCCAUUGCUGGCAUGCUCUGGCUGCGCUUUACCAAGCCCGACCUCAGAAGGCCAAUUAAGGUGUAUCUGUUCAUCCCUGUGACUUUCGUUUUGGGCUGUGUCUUCAUGAUUGUUGUGUCCUUCUGGGCAGCUCCCUUUGAGUGCCUGUUAGGCAGCGGCAUUAUUCUUACAGGCAUCCCGGCGUACCUACUGGGCUACAAGUGGAAAAAACCCCAUGUGAUCAAGAAUAUGCUGGAAAUCUUCACCAUGUUCUGUCAGAAGAUCUUCAUGUCUGUUCCUGAGGAGAGGGAGCAGCAAGAGGCGGAUGAAUAAUAAUGGACAGACUUAACAAGAUGGACUGUCAGUAUCUUUGCCUGAACAUUCUUAAUAUGUCUAUAUUAAUUCACUUGUGAUUUGGCUAAAACAGUUUUGUUAAAGGCAUAUUUUGUGAACACUACAAAAUGUUUAAAAAACUUGAAAAAUCUUCUUCUGGUUUAUGACAUUUUACAAGAAUGCUAGAACAUGCUCACAUAUUGCAUGUUAGUUAAUGGAAAAUCAUGCUCUGAUCUUAAAAUGUGAGUUUGUUGCAACUCAAAAUUGUUGCAGACGCAUUAUAAAUUGUGUGUUAAAAGCUGCAUACAAUAUACUGUAGUGGCCUAAAACACACAAUUUAAUUGUUCACCUAAAGUUUACAAAUGAGUGGCUUAGCAAGACAUUUGAUGAAAACUAACAACCAAACUUCACAUAUUUUACUAUAGUUUACAGUUUUAUAGAGUAUAAAAACUAACGACUUUUGAGUUAAAACUGAGCACUUUCUGUUACAGUCAGUGAUUUAUGGACUAAUUUAAAGUAAAAGACACAAGGAACACACGUAACUGACAGUGUACAGUGUAUAAAUAAGGUAAGGCUUGGAAGAGGAAACAGUUAACCAGCACUACACUGAUUACAUUAUACACAUUCACUACUAAUAUUUGUGGCAAUGAGAACUGAUUUCAAUAUUGGUAUUUUUUGUAUGCAUUUGUAAAAUUAAUCCACAGCACUAUCUGCAAGUACAAGCUAAAGUGAGGUAAAACAGUGUAUGUAAUGUUUCCUGAACAUGAGUUGCUGUAAGCAGGUCUCUGUCUUUAAUCAUGUUAUUCUCACAUCAAACUGUGUCGGAGUCAGCUCUCCAAAGGUCAUGUUAUUUGAUGAAAUGACAGUGGAUACAAGCAGUUGUUUGUGAGGCAUUUUUGUAAGAAACUGAAAACCUGCGAAGAUGUCCUUCUGGUUGUAUUUAGGAGACUCCAGUGUAGCGUUAGUGUUUUGUAUUGCUUAUGUCAUUAUUAUCUGUGCCAGCCAUGUCAGUGCUAAUAUUCCAGGUUUUCUUUGUUUCAUUGGCACUAUAAGACCAAAAAGAUUGUUGCAAAUUUAGUGACAUCAGCUUUGCUUUUAUAUUUUAUCGAUAAAAUCUUACUCUUAAACUGAAUAUUUGAGGUUUUUCCAAAGUUAUUGUAAGCACAUUCCCAGUCUACUCAAGAUCAGAGAGGAAGCGAAGAUGGGUCAGCCUCUACAGUCCAGGUUUUUCAGGACACUGCCGGGUCAACUUGAAAUGCAUACAGUAAAAUUGAAUAAUAAUGCAUAGACACAAAACA
Molecule: messenger RNA, 3154 nt
Organism: Etheostoma cragini (Arkansas darter)
Lineage: Eukaryota; Metazoa; Chordata; Actinopteri; Perciformes; Percidae
Product: large neutral amino acids transporter small subunit 1-like
Exons: 11
Coding region: 258-1856 (532 amino acids)
Biological process (GO): amino acid transmembrane transport; neutral amino acid transport
Cellular component (GO): membrane
Molecular function (GO): L-amino acid transmembrane transporter activity; neutral L-amino acid transmembrane transporter activity
Source: RefSeq, a predicted model, not a curated record